Molecule: messenger RNA, 999 nt
Organism: Cordyceps fumosorosea ARSEF 2679
Lineage: Eukaryota; Fungi; Ascomycota; Sordariomycetes; Hypocreales; Cordycipitaceae
Product: Zinc finger, C2H2-type/integrase, DNA-binding protein
Exons: 2
Coding region: 1-999 (332 amino acids)
Biological process (GO): regulation of transcription by RNA polymerase II
Cellular component (GO): nucleus
Molecular function (GO): DNA-binding transcription factor activity, RNA polymerase II-specific; RNA polymerase II cis-regulatory region sequence-specific DNA binding
Source: RefSeq, a predicted model, not a curated record
AUGGCCGUAUCGCUUGCCUACCCGCCGACAACGAGCAGCCAAUUGUACAACCGACCCCCACGACCUCCUCCAUCGCCCCCAAUGGACGACUCCCGCUGCUCCCUCCCCUCCAUCUCGAACCUCCUGGGUCUCGCGGACGCUGGCUCGCCCACGACAGACCCGUCACCGACAUCCUACCGCGGGUCUCCUAAAUCAGAAGCAUCCUUUUCAUUCUCACAACACGGGCGCAGCAGACGAGAGUCGGGCAACCUGGGAAGCCGUCCGGGCUCCAGGCACUCGGGCGCGUUCCAGCACCACCACCGUCGGGGUCUCCCGCCGACGCCGCCUCUAAGCACGGACAGCGCGUACGACGGCUACAGCUCGCCGUCAAGCCAGGCGAGGGGGCACUUCCCGUUCGAUUCCAGCAGCUCCUCCUCUUCGAGUCGCUUCCACGAGACGACGCCGCCGCUGGAGCAGCAGACGGAGCUCCGACAGCAACUGCAGGCCGCCGCGUCCCGCGCACCACGGCUAUCCAUCCCCGUGCCACCGCAACGAUUCGCCUCCGGGCAUCCUCAGCACGCCGCCGCCGCCGCCGCCGCCGCCGCGCCGCCGGGCUACUACGGCGUCCCCGCCGGGCACCACGCCCUGGGACAGCAGCCCGUCCCUCAUCACCACUACGCCGCCCAGCACCACCACCACCACCACCAGCAGGCGCUCCCGCAGUCCUUCCCGCCAACGGCCGAGGGCCAGCAGCUGUGGCAGCACCACCACUACCUGCACCCGUCGCAGAGCAGCGUGUACCCGCAGAGCCAGGACAAGUACCUGUGCCCGACGUGCAACAAGGCCUUCAGCCGGCCGAGCAGCCUACGCAUCCACAGCCACUCGCACACGGGCGAGAAGCCGUACAAGUGCGCGCAUCCCGGCUGCGGCAAGGCCUUUAGCGUGCGCAGCAACAUGAAGCGUCACGAGCGAGGCUGCCACUCGGCCAGCGCCGCCCUGGGGAGUCGAGCAAUGGUCUGA